AAAAGAUCGAAUUUUCGCCCAGGCAACAGUUCGAAUGUUGUGUGGAAGAAAAUAAUGCUUGUGCUCGCGUAUGGACACCAGUGCCAGAUACGAUAGCUAGGUUUCACAUAAUAGGGAAUCAAGUGGUACUGUCUCAAAGACAGUAUGAGUAAUCCUUAUAGAGCCAGACCAACAAGGUCUAGGGUAGAUAACAACUUAGGAUAUGGAGGUCAGAAUCAAACUAUAUGGAACCCAGUGACAAGAGUGCAAUCAGAUGUAUCAUCGAAUGAUUCCGUGCAACAUCAAUCAUCAGGUGCAAAUCAAUCGAAACAAACACCUGAUCCUUGGAAUAAUUCAUGGAAUUGGGAUUUUGAUAAGCAAGCAGAUAAUCAACAACAGCAAUCAUCUCAACAGGAUCAGCAGCAUUAUGUACCACCGUAUAAAAAUCAAAGACAGCCGAUAUCUAAUUCCAUUCAGGAUCAUUAUUAUCAAAAUGUUAAUGGCACUAAAUCUGAUUUGAUUAAUCAGAAUUCUGUGUCAGAUGAGAAUACAUCUGGAACAGCUAGUAAUAGGCAACCAAUUUCAAAUCAUUCGGAUUCUGUUCCCCCUUAUUUGAAUUAUGUGCAAUACCACCAAUAUCCACCUCCACCUAGAACGAAUUCCGUGAAACCUGGGUCUUUAAAUUAUGAACACACUCAGUGGACAAACGAGCAACAGUCUCAAAAUACUCCGUAUACGCAACAAAGACCUACUAUGUUAAGUCAGCAGGACCAAGCAACACACCUUCCCUUAGCUAGUAGUAACUACAAUUGGCAUAAGCCUGAUCAGACAAAUGUGCUACCACCAAGUAAUUGGCAGAGCAAUGUGCCAGGUCAUUGGCAGGAUCCAAAAAUGGACAAAGAAGCACAAAGUUUUGAUGGUAUGGGUAAUCAGUGUACACCGCCUUUGCAACAAACUAGAUCAAAUCACCAUCUCCCACCUUCUAAUGAAAAUACCAACAAAGAACAUUCCAUAAACAAUGUAAACAAUUGGCCUAAUCAAAUGAAUGUUCCAGCUAGUCAAUGGAAUAGUCCAAAUUGUGAAUCUGUGUUACCCAGUCAAAGUCAACAAACACAAAAUUUCAGUGUUAACAAUGAUUUCAGUUCAUGGCCUCAAAUGACAAAUACAGACGUGUCGCAACAAUGGAAGCAGGCAGAUGAAUUGCAUUCUAAUCAGUGGAUACAAGAGCAACAAGAAAAUAAUAAUUUACCAGAUGAAAGUAUUGAACAAGAUAAUGCUGGUGUUACCCCUUUAAAUGAUUGGCAACAAAACCGUACACUCUCCUCUCAUCAUUCUUUACCUAACAUGCCUCCAACUCCAGAAUCUAGUACAGAACAAGAAGAAAGAAAGAAAUCUAUCCCUUCAUUAAUUCCAAAUUCCAUGGUCUCUAAAGAUUCCAACAUUCAUGCAAAAACAAAUGUCUCUAAACUACAACUACUUGACUCUCAUCUUAAUGUGUCUGCUACUCCUGAAACUAUACCCACUGUUGCAAGUUCAGAAAGUGUUUCUUUACAAGAGAAUAACGAGUUAAAUGUAACAGCUGAUUUGUUAGAAUGGGGAAAGAAUAAUUCAUCGGAGGAAUUACCUGCAAAGUUAGAACAGAUGAGCCUUGGUUCUAAGCUAAGCCAACAUCUAGAAAAUCAAACCGAGCCAUCGGAGACACUAAAUCCUGUUAUAUCUGGAGAUGUAUGGAAUCAAAGUACAGUUGCUCAUGUUGCUACUUCUGAUAAUAUAUCAGGGCUAUCUUCAGAUUAUACUGUGCCUAGUACAGAGAACUCCCAUUCCACUGAUAAUCAAGCUAUUGUCAAUCAAGAACAAUCUGCACACAGUACGUAUCAGGUGACAAGUGUUAAGCCUAUAGAUAAUGUAGCACAAACUGGAUAUGAUCAAUGGUAUAAUCAGAAUACAUUACCACGUGCCUCAGAGAACACGUGGUACUCGAAAGACCAUUCUAGGCCCGCUAAGGAAUGGAGUGUUGAACAAAACGUAGAAAAUUAUGAGAAUAUUCAACAGCCUACGGAAUUCGUGAAUUUGGAAGUAGUUACGCCGUCAUUGCAGGAACGCGAUUUAUACGGCUCGAGGGAUUCCAUAAAUAAGGAAACUCUAGAUAACGAUCCAAAACCGGUUAUUAAUCCUGUUAAAGAAGUAGUUAAUGCGCGUGAUUUUCGGCAAGAAGUGAAUAAUAUCGAAGUACCUUCUGCUCAGCAGGCAACACGAUCUCAUCCAACACUUCAGCCCGAACAGAUGGUUUCGCAGGUACCGGAUAAUUACGAGUUUGCAUCAAACGAUAGGAAUACGUUCUUAGAAACUGGAGAAUUGACCGAUUCUCAUCAAGAGCAUGAACCAACACCACCGAGCCAGGACGAGGAAAACGACGAAGUGCCUAACGAUAUUCCCUUUUUACGCGAAGUACCGGGCCAAUCAAGUUCCAUAGAUCCACGCAGGAAUGAUCCAACGGGACAGGAACAGUAUGUUCAAACUGCUCAAAGACUACCAGAUCCAAGAAGAAACGAUCCUUCCGGUCAAGAGCAGGGCCUUCAACUACGGAAUAUGCCUGAGAGAUCUGAACGUCGUGACGUCCCUCCUGGUCAGGAGAGAACCGUUUCCGUACUUUCACGAUCAGAUUCAGAUACAUUGGAACGUCGAAACGAUCCUUCUGGUAGAGAACGAUCUUUGCCUCCACAGCAGUCACGAAACGAUCCUUCUGGAGAAGAAAGACAUCAAUCCCAGGCUCAAAUCAUGUUAGAAUCUAGCGAAAUACGGGAAGUUCCUGGUAGAGGCAAUGAACCAGAAGAUCCUAGUCAGCAGACUGACGAAAACCUUAGGCAAAUACCGGGCGGUGCAUCUCCUAAUGAAGCCGCUCAAUCUUCGGACGAUAGACCCAAUGGAAGAGUAGUUACAGGUUCACAAGAACUUCCAUCUGCAGGCUCUGCGUUACCAGAUCAAGCCAGCGAUUCGAGAAGUAAACGCGAGGAAGCUGUUGGUGCAUCGAUACGCGAGGGUCAAGGAGUUUCUGGUUCACUGAAUCGUCGGGAUUCGUAUGAAGACGAGGACGACGAAGGGUCUGGUAAUAGCAGAGACGGUAGCAGAGAGAGACGGCGCGACAGUAGUUCAGAACGGCGGCGAUACGAAUACGAACGGAAAAAUGCCUAUUACGAUCGUGAACGUGAAUACGACGACGAUUAUUAUUACGAUCGUCGUCGUGGCGGCGAGAACGACCGAUCAUACAACGCCCGCGACGAAUUCGAUCGUCGAGAGAUGCCCUACAGAGAAGACGAUCGUAAACACCACAGUCGGGAUGAUUUAGACAGACAUAUCAGAGAGGAGGUGGAAAGAAGGAGCAGAACUAAAGACGAUUUGGAUGAAAGGGACGGUCGAAGAAGGGUUGAUGAUCGUAGAAAGGACAGGCCUGAUGACGUACGUCGUAGGGAGAGAGAAGUUCGGGAUUACGAUCCACGUUAUCCUAGAGAUCGGGAUUAUCUUGAUCGUGAUAGAAGGAGAGAAGACAGACGACCAAGACGAUACGACGAUUACGAUGUCAGAGAUCCGUACUACGAUGAUCCUUAUAGUAGAGGAUCUAGACCGUCCAGUAGGUCUUCUUACAAUGAUAGGGAUCGAGCAUACUACUCGCGAUCCAGAGAUCCUUAUUACGGUUAUAACGGUUAUCCUGGGUAUGAUUAUGGUAGUCAUUAUGCCAAUAAUUACUACGCAUACAUAGAGAAUUUACGACGUACCAAUCCUGCUGCUUACUCAGAAUGGUAUCACAAGUACUAUGCUAAUCAACAACAGCAACAUAUUUCUCGCGGUGUUACCAAUUAUCCAGAAGAUAGGGCGAGCGUUCAUUCAGGGCGUAGCUCGUGCGAUGAUAGAACAACUGGUGAUAAACGAACAUUAGGCGACAUGUCUUUGCUCGAAGAUUCGACGAACGCUUCGGCAAGAAUGACGCCGACUAAAUAUUCCAUUUCCCAUGCAUACGGAUGUUUUUCAAUUGGAUCCUUGGUACACGUGCUUCCGUCUUAUCCGACUGAUGGUGAAAGAGCUAAGGUGGACAUACUUAGACUAGACAACCUACUUUUACAUGACCCAGUAACGCGCGAUUUACGAGCAUACCCUGGGCCUUUGAUUAAGCAAGUGGGUGUCACUCAUAAAAAGACCAUUAUCGAGUAUUGUGAGAAUAAAAUUAAAAAAGCUGCGUCAAACGACGAGAUGACUGAUCAUGCUUCGUACAUACUUUUGUACGAGCUAAUGAUUAUGCUGAUUCAACAGAAUGGCAAUGUGGUCGGUGUCGACAUAGCGGCGUUACUCCUUAGAAACACAGAGGCAUACCCAUAUGACACGAACAAGCAAAAAUCGCAGGAUCUAGGCAGACGAGAAUCAGUAAUAUCACAGAGAUCUGGAUUGGGUGGAGAUGGAUUACAGAGUACUCAAGAUGGUGCGGUAGUUUCUGAAAACGUUGAAAGUAAACCACGGAAAAGUAUCGAGGAAAUAACAGACGAAUUUCGAAACACCUUGUUGUACGGUUUAGUUCAAGAAGCGCUGGAAUAUGCGAUGAACGAGGGACUUUGGGGUCACGCACUUUUUUUGGCUAGCAAAUUGGACAAACGUACUCAUGCGUCUGUGAUGACACGUUUCGCAAAUAGUUUACCGUACCACGAUCCAUUGCAAACUUUAUAUCAGUUGCAUUCUGGUCGCGUGCCUGCUGUUGUCACUAGCAUCUCGGAUCCUCGAUGGGACGACUGGAGACCUCAUUUAGCUAUGAUUAUAUCGAACACGUCUGCUAAUCCUGAAAUUAAUCGUCGUUCGAUCACAACUCUCGGGGACACGCUAUCCACGCGGGGAGAUAUUCAUGCCGCUCACUUUUGUUAUAUCCUCGCACAAAUCGAUUUCGGUGCCUAUGGAGCGAAUAACGUGAAACUCGUAUUGAUCGGCGCAAAUCAUCAUAAACCGUACAACACAUUCCUCACAACGGAAGCGAUUAUGCUUACGGAAAUAUACGAGUACGCUAGAAACCUCAGCGAGCCAGGAUUUACGUUGGUGGAUCUGCAAACCUUUAAGUUUGAUCUGGCGACGAAAAUGGCGGAUCACGGAUUAAUAGAGAAAGCCUUGUUGUACAUAGAACAAAUAGCGGUAAAUAUUGUCAAUGAACCGUCGAAGUAUAAAAAGUCGUUUAUCAGUGCAGUGUAUAACCUGGGAGACAGGAUUAAAUAUCAUGAUCCAGUCUACAAGGAUUCUACCGAAGAAACUAUAACUUUAACUUGGUUCAAUAAUUUAGCAGAAAUUGUUGGUAAAUGCUAUUCAGGAGAAAUAGUUGAGAGUGAUUCUCACGGAUCACAAAUGAAAGAGUCGUACAAUAGUGUGCAAAAUCAAGAAAUGUAUGAAAUGAAGCAACAGCAGCAGCAAUCACAACAUUGGAAUCCGACUCAACCGGACUACAGGGAAGGGCCAACGUCGAUGAUGGAGGUACCCUCUACCGAUGUGCAAUCAGAAUGGCAACCAUUAUCUUUACCAUCUAAUAUACCGGAUACGUACGAUCAAACUGUCCAAUAUACGAGAAACAACGAGGAAUCUUACCAGCAGUUGCAGCAACAAGAGUAUUGGAACCAAGACUCUUAUUAUCAUAAUAACUAUGGAAGGAAUGAUAGCACUCUUACGAAUUGGCAGCAACAAACAACUCAUGUCCCAUAUUCUUCGGAACAAGGUGACAUCGACAAUUCUCAGCAACAGGAAAAAUGGAACAGUGAGCCACAGCAGCCGGCGAUUUCAAUGACACCGUCGACACGGAAACAGUACGAUCCGUUGGAAGAAUUGGACGCAUUGGAGACACCAAAACAGUCUUCGAGAUCCGCAGCAUCGAAUAAGAAGACUUCAGAAAAACCGACCGAGAAGAAAUCCUCGAAUAGUGGAGGUUCCUGGUUUGGCGGCCUUUUCAGUAAACUUGCUCCAAAGCCUAAGAACCAGAUGAUCCUACCGGAUGACAAUAAUCCUACGAUUGUUUGGGAUCCUGUUGCGAAAAAGUGGAUGAACAAGGAUGAAGAUGGGGACACUAGUUCUGCAACGUUAGCUCCUCCUCCGAAAGCUUCUGACAUGGGAUUCAGAGCACCUGUAAUGGAACAGUCCUCUCAACCACCUCAACCACCCUCUCAGACCGAUGAAUCCGGUGUGAAUAAAUUUAAAUUACCGAAAGUCAGGAGUAUGCGUGCGAAUUACAUAGAUGUGAUGAAUCCAGGCGGCUCAAAAAACAGUACAGGCUCUUCAAGCAUACCGACUCCAGUAACGUCUCCAAUGGUACCUAUGGCAACUUCUUCACCACAAUUAUUCAUUCCUGCACCAGUCGAUGGCCCAAAUGCUCCUGUGGCCUUCUUAACACCCACGUCGGCAUCAGUUGCACCUUCCGCAAACGUUUCCGAAAAUCCAUCUCAAGGGCUCUCUCGAUGGAGCUCAACCAGCUCGUUAUCGCGAGAGGUGCAGAGCUACACUAUGAGGGAUCCGCGUCUCCUCCCAAGGAACAAGGCACCAAUGAUGUACAACCCGAGUGAUAUGAAGGAUCAUUCAGCGAAGAACAUGCAACCGAGUCGGUAUCCUCCACGAUAGAAUACGGAAGGGGUUUCACGACUAGCUUGUUGAUCAGAGGAGACGAUUUUUUGUUACCCUGGAAUCAUGUGACUUGCACGAAUCAGCGGUUUGUAAAGCUCACGCGGGCAAAGAUACUUCGGAAUAAGUAUGAAAGCAAUGGUAGACACGCUAUUCGUUUCUUUAGUUGAGUGUACACAAAAUUUUCAGUUACGAUUUUAUUUGGAUUUACUUUUGUUUAGCCUAGAGCGAAUGCAAUAGUUUACAAUUUUAAGUGAACUAUUGCUUACAAAAUAAUACAAUGGGUCUCGGAAAUACUGCAGUAUCAUAAAGGACAUCCUUUCACUACACCAAAACAAUUAUCCGCUUGUAUUAUUUAGAUGUACUUUACAUUUCUCGUUUAAUUGAACUUCAUUAACAAUACACAGGGUACCGUUUUAUAUGUUCAGUUUUUUCACGGACUGUGUUCGCGGACUCGACUAGAAAUGUUUUGAAAAAAUCCUGGAUAUUGUUAUUACACUGCAGCCCGUACGAUUUAACCUAUUCGUGGAAUGUUGUAGUGAGUGGAUUGAUUCAGAUUACUAAACCGUUUUGGUAGAGUUUUUGAAUUUCAUACCGUUCUGUCGCAUCCCGUAAAGCGCCCAGAAUUGCAAUAGCCAAGAGACAUGGGAAAGAACAUGCGUUACACCGAAUGAUCGCGAUUGAGAAAAGCGUUAAUUAUAACAGAUAUAAUGUCGAUCCUAUCGUUUAAAUCACGAGAUUGUGUUGCACAUCCCAAGUACACGAUACGAUAUCAAGUCUGAUUUUAUACGCUGGUGAAGAACAAUUAUUGCAUAUAAAAUGAAACGAAUAUCGGUAAUGUAAGGAAUGUUAGGUAUAUAAAAAUUUUAUGGAUCCCAUUGUUAGGUGACGUGUAAUGCAGGUACUGUUAUUAACUAUCAGGCUAUUGUAUCAUUAUACCAAGGUUGUACCAAUAAGAAGCGUAACUGCCAUCUAUCCAUUUGAAUUCGGAAAAUUGGUGAAAUGCUUAAUUGUCCUAUAUCUUUCUGUUUGAAUUACGAUAUGAGCACAGUUUCGAAUCUUUGCCUCUGAAUGUAGAGUCUUUUCCUAGCGUUCGAACUAGAGAACC
Molecule: messenger RNA, 7717 nt
Organism: Dufourea novaeangliae
Lineage: Eukaryota; Metazoa; Arthropoda; Insecta; Hymenoptera; Halictidae
Gene: Sec16
Product: protein transport protein Sec16A
Exons: 18
Coding region: 145-6609 (2154 amino acids)
Biological process (GO): COPII vesicle coat assembly; Golgi organization; autophagy
Cellular component (GO): ER to Golgi transport vesicle membrane; endoplasmic reticulum exit site
Source: RefSeq, a predicted model, not a curated record